This is a messenger RNA of Oldenlandia corymbosa var. corymbosa, 2254 nucleotides long. The record is from the annotation of a GenBank genome assembly. Lineage: Eukaryota; Viridiplantae; Streptophyta; Magnoliopsida; Gentianales; Rubiaceae.
AUUCUAUUAACCAAAUAUAUAUUACAUUGAUAUCAAAUCACAAAUGCCAAUUUCACAAGAGACUCAAGACUUGCAUUCCCAUCAAAUUCCAUUCUUCAUUUUUUUCAUUAGAUAGAUUUUUAUUGGGUCUUGAAAAUCUAAAAAAGAGGCUUACGUAUUAAGUCUGCCCAUUAUAGUUUUACCUGUACCUUUUUAUUGAGCCCAUUGUCCGUAUCAGGCCAAUUUGGCCCAGGUGAAGAAAAGCAGAAACGCAACUGAAAAAUUUCGACGAAUUAUUCAGGUGUGAAAUCACUGAGAACUGUGAAAGGAGGAGAAGGAGAAAAGUGAAAAAAAAAAAAAAAAAAAAAAUGGAGGCCGGAGGCGGCGGAGACGCCACAACAGCAAGCGAUUCCAUCAAAGUGAAGAUACAGUUCGGCGGACGUUCCAUACCGGUAGAAAUAUCAGUUGACUCCACCGUCAAAAACCUCAAAUCCACCCUUCAACCUCUCACCAAUGUACUCCCUCGUGGUCAGAAGCUCAUCUGUAAAGGGAAAGUGUUGGAGGAUGAAAUGACGUUGAAAUCGUUGGGAAUUACGAAUGGUUCUAAAAUUAUGUUGAUGGCAAGUCAAGGCCUACACCAAGGGAGUGGUCCACUAAAGAAGGAAGUUCCUGCGAAAAAGGAGCUUGAACGAGUUCAGAUGAACACAAUAAUUCCAAUGGUGACCCGGGAAAAUAAAGCAAAAGCAGCUGGUCCUAAUCCGGUUCAAAGAUGGAAGAGUACGGGAGUUGUGGCAUUGUCUGAACAUGGUCUCAAAGCCAUACCUGAGGAAGUUUAUGGUUUAAGAAGCUUUGUUCGGGUCCUUGAUCUCAGCCGUAAUUCAAUACAAGAAAUUCCAGAUAAGAUUAAUCUUUUGAGCUCUAUCCAGAAAUUGUUCCUUAAUGCAAACAAUUUAGUGGAUGGAUCACUGAGCUGGAAAGGACUAGAAUCGCUCAAGUCUCUUACAAUUCUGUCCUUGAGUCAUAAUAGUUUAUCAGAGCUUCCUCCUGCAGUGGGAGCUUUGACAUCUUUGCGGCAACUCCAAGUUGAAAACAAUGACUUGAUAAGUCUCCCUUCUGAAAUCGAGCUCCUAACAGAACUUCAAAUUCUGAAGGUAAAUAACAACAGGAUAAACAGAAUUCCUGACAGCAUAGGGGGGUGCAUUUCCCUGGUCGAGGUGGAUCUCUCGUCGAAUCUCUUGGUGGAAUUGCCUGAAACCGUUGGAAAUUUAAAGGAUUUAAAGGUAAAUGUGUUGUUCGUGGUCACUAUUUGUAUGGAUGUCUUGGGUUCAUUCUCGUCUUCUCAGCUUGACCAUGUUAAUAAUGCAUGAUUCUGUUGAAUUUUGAAUUCAAUUGCGGGAACUUGAACCAGAUCAUGUGUUUUUGGAAGUAAACAUCUUUCUAAUGUUUGCUCUUUUCAAGUAAACGUGUUUUAAUAAUCAUUUGACAACCUAACACGUAUGAGUUGUCUAUACAUUGUAUAUGAUCAUUUCCACCUUUCACAUACAUUACAGGCUCUGUAUUUGAGUAACAAUGGCUUGCACUCCCUCCCAAGAACCCUAUUCAAAACGUGUGGCCAGCUUUCCAUUUUAGAUCUGCAUGGUACAGAAGUAACGAUGGAUCUUCUUCGUCAGGUACUUUCUCCUUGUUACCUCAUCAAAUGGUCAUAUCAUGCCUCCUUUUUGCCUUUUAGUUCACGACCAUGUCUGCUUUAUAUCUUGUCUUGGUAGUUUGAAGGAUGGGAAGAUUUUGAUACUCGUCGCCGUUUAAAACAUCAGAAGCAACUGGAUUUCCGUGUCACCAGCUCUGCUGAGUUUGAUGAAGGUGCCGACAAGAGCUAAUUCACACUCUUCUUUUUACCUUUGGGAAGCUAGCAUUGUGCAAGAUGCAUUCCUGAUAUGAAAGUAUACGGCUCACUAAUUUUUAUAUUGAGCUAUACACAAUGAACGGCGAUAUGGAAUUCACUGGAUUGUUGGGGCCAUUUUGUAGCUGGAAAAACAGGUUGUGUAUAUGAUCAAAUGUCUUUGGAAUCACUGGUUGAACCCUAAACCCUAAACCCUAAAGCAUAUUUAGAAGAGAGGAUGGCCAUCAGGCUUGGCUCGUUAUUUUGGAUAAUUUUUUUUUUCUCUUAUUAGUAAUUUUAUUUUUAUGUUCCUAAUCUAUUUAAUUUGUAAAUGAACUCUACAUUACCAAGAUUUCAAAAUUGACAACUUAUAUUCCCUUCGAAUUAAUCUCAAGC